GUAUAGAUUUUGGUUGUGCAUGUGUGUGGUGUUUUAAGGAAAAUGGUUGUGUUUAAUAAUUAAAGUUCGUGAUAGAAAAUUAAAGAUCCGAUGAUGGUCUUGGACCAUUUAAAAUUUAGUUACUGUGUAAAAACAAGCAAGACUUUAAGGAUAAUAUCCAAGUGCUUACCUAAGAAAGCUUCAAACUCAUUUGAAGCUUUCGAGGCCGUGUUCAUGGAACUAUGAACCUAGAUUCGUUGUCGUUUACUUUGUCACAAAUAAGUUAUUUAAUUGCAACAUUAACGAAAAAGAACCAGAAGCAAGUUGUCGAGGAACUUUCGCAGUUAGUGACGUUGCAUGGUCUGGAGGCGGACCGUCACUUGCUUCAAUGUCUAUUCUCAGCAGUGGAUUUUUCUGAAUCUACAACAAAAGUAUCAGUACAAUCUCCACAUAACCAGGUUCUCCUCAAACAGUGCUCGAAAUUAUUAAACAAGCCAGCGUUACUGACAGCGGUCUGUUAUGUCACAGAUCACCCUUUAUUUAAUGAUAAGGCGCUGAAGCUUGGUCAGCAAUUGUUCCACCACUUGAGCAAGUUGCUUCGACUCACCGCCGUCCAGGAAGUGUUGUUCGCUCUCGCGUUACGUCACUCGUCCGUACCCGAAAUCGUCUCGCAAGCCCAAACGCAUUUACGGGCCACUGUCCCCCUAUUGGUGCAAUCUUAUAUAGAGACAGAGGGCAGUAGCCGCCAACACGAGGGCGGCCUGCACGAAACCUCGCCCGAAGUGUUACAUUUUAUAUUGUCCGCGAUUUUAGAAGCGCCGAAAGAGGUCGGACUCACCAACGGUACACACACCACGUUCUUGAAUACAUUGCAAAAAGACUUCCCUAAGGGCCGCGUUCCCGUUGUUUUAGCGCCUUUAGUAUAUCCGGAACAGUGCGAGUUAGCUCCGGACAUGUCUUCGGAGGGUGCGGGUUUGACGGGGGGCGGUAUGUUGGAUACGUCCCUCGCGGAUAUGGUCAAGGAAAUCGGUUACGGGUUCACGUCGUCGCUGGACGAGUGCCGCAAUAAUUUGAUAAAACUCGGCGGGCGGGACAUCGCACCUUCGACGGUUGCUAGAGUGCUAGCGGUCAUGUGCCGCACGCACGGCACCUCCUCCGACGAUUCCCUCGCGAAUUUUUCGAACAAGGGCUCCGCGUGGAACACCGACGUGUUCGUCCAAGCGCUCAAAGAGGUGUCGCCCUCGUUACAAUGGAACAACGUGGUCGCCGAACUCGAUCAUCCCGAAUUCGCGAUCAAAGAUCGUCAGGGACUUAUAGUGUUGAUAAGCGCGCUGAGGCAGGGUUUCCAGGCGCUCGGUUUUCAUCCGGAAACGUUUCCCGUCGAUCAUUUCUACAAGCGGUGGACGAGUGUCGACGGACAGUUCGGUUUGAUACAGACGAUAUUGAAAAACUCGGACGUGUUUUGUUUCGCCGAUUAUCCGUGUAUAUCGGUCGCCGUUGACGUGCUGAAAACGCCCCCGGAUCAGGACGGUAAAGAGUUGGCGAACUGGCGCUCGCUGAAUCUCGUCGAAUUGCUCCUCAGCAUGUCCGAAUAUGGACUGUAUAAUCACGUGCAGGAACUGUUUAAGGUGCCGAUGCACGGUUGCCCCGAUGUCCUGGUGCUGGCGCUCUUGCAGGUCUCGGGGCCGGUAACCCUGUUGCGUCAAGAGUUGUUGACGAAUUUAAUACCGCACUUCUUAGGUACGCAUCCGAAUUCCGGAAUUAUACUGCACCACGCGUGGCACACGCAGAACAUAAAUAUCAAGCCGGUCAUAAUGCACGCGAUGGCCGAAUGGUACGCGCGCGGCGACUGCGAUCAGACACGUUUGUCCCGCAUACUGGACGUGGCCCAAGACCUGAAGGCUUUGUCGAUGUUACUUAACGCUCAGUCCGCGCAAUCCUACCCAUUCAUCAUCGACCUCGCGUGUUUAGCCUCCCGUCGGGAAUACCUCAAGCUGGAAAAAUGGCUGUCGGACAAAAUCAACGAACACGGCGAGGCAUUCGUGACGGCUUGCAUCAAGUUCCUGCACCGCAGGGUGCCGCAGAUCGGCAAAGCUGACGACUCGUUGACGAAGGUUGUACCCCUUCCGACCGAAACCCUGUCGACGAUGAUGCUGUGCCUGCAACGGUCCAUGACGAACGUCAGUCCCGAAUGUUCGGAUGCGAUAGUGGCCCUUAUCACUAGCUGCACGCUAUUUUUGAAAUCGCGGCAGCAACAACAGCAACAGCCCAACGCGCUACUGAGGGGCAGGGCCAUGGAGGCGGGCAUCAAUCCUUCAGUGUUCGCUAGUCAGUUGUACAAUCACACGGGGGUCGAUCCUAUUCAAAGUUUGGGGACCAGUUUGGGCAAUAUCAAUUUAGGUCCCACGAGCACCGCCUUCAACUUGCAAGGCGGUCUGGGGCCCCUGGUGCAGUCCCCGGGCUCCCCGUCGCGUCUCAUAAGCGGCCCCUCCAACAGCCCGUUCCCCCUGAUGCCGAUACAGCAUCAGGGCCCCGUGGGGGCGGGCUCGUCGUUGGUGCUCGGCGUGAACCAGAUCGGCAACCUGGGCCGGAUGGGCGGUCCCGCCUCCGGCAUCGACAAGGCCCGCAUAUCCGAGUACAAUUUGUUCUCGGACGGGGCGGGGCACGUUUCAAAAGAGAUCGAAGACGAAGCGAACAAUUACUUCCAGCGGAUUUACAAUCAUCCGCCUCAUCCGACCCUGUCCAUUGACGAAGUACUCAGCAUGCUGAAACGGUUCCAAGACUCGCCGAGCAAACGCGAAAAGGAAGUGUUCAAUUGCAUGCUGCGCAGCUUGUUCGAAGAGUACAAGUUUUUCCCUCAAUAUCCGGACAAGGAGCUCCACAUCACCGCGCAGCUUUUCGGCGGCAUUAUCGAACGCGGCAUCGUAACGUCCUACGUCACCCUCGGGUUGGCGUUGCGCUUCGUGCUGGAAGCGUUGAAGAAAUCGGAGGGAUCGAAGAUGUACUAUUUCGGUAUCGCGGCCCUCGACCGCUUCAAAAGCAGACUGAAGGAGUACCACAAGUACUGCGAGCACGUGCGCGCGAUUUCGCACUUCAGCGAGUUCCCGCAGCAUUUGCAGGAGUACGUCGAGUUCGGUUUACAAGGAAUGGAACCGCCUAGUAAACCCGAAGGUUCCGUGUUGCCCGCCAGUUUGGCAACUAUGCUGGCUCCUCCGAAUGUUGCCAUUUCGCAAGUGUACAAAACGACGUCGGUGGCGGCGAGCAGCACUCCGACGUCGAGCAAAACGAGCACCACCACGGCCAACACUCUGAGCAGCAGGCCGUCGAUAGCGAACGCGACCAACAUAGACACCUUGCUCGUGGCGACGGAGAAGGAGGAGAAGGCGACCGCGCCUCCCGAGGCGUUGCAAGACAAGAUCGCCUUCAUAUUUAACAACCUGAGCCAGUUGAACUUGAAGACAAAAUGCGACGAGUUGAGGGAACUUGUUUUGGAGGAGUACUACCCUUGGCUCGCCCAGUACCUCGUCAUGAAACGGGCGUCGAUCGAAUUCAAUUUUCACGGUCUCUAUUCGAACUUUAUCGACACCAUCGGCAUGCCCGAUCUCUACAAGAUGGUCGUCAAGGAGACGUUCAGGAAUAUCAGGGUCCUUUUGAGGUCGGACAAGGCCAUCGCCAACUUUUCGGACAGGUCUUUGCUGAAGAAUCUCGGCCACUGGCUCGGUAUGCUUACAUUGGCCCGCAACAAGCCGAUUUUGCAAAUCGAGCUGGACUUGAAAUCGCUACUGGUCGAAGCCUACCAUAAGGGACAGCAGGAGUUGCUCUAUGUCGUUCCUUUUGUGGCUAAGGUUCUGGAGUCGUGCGCGAAAAGUAAAGUUUUCAAGCCGCCGAAUCCAUGGACGAUGGCCCUAAUGAACGUGUUGGCCGAGUUGCACUCCGAGCUCGAUCUCAAAUUAACCUUGAAAUUCGAGAUAGAGGUGCUGUGCAAAAAUUUGGAAAUCGAUGUCGCCCAUCUGAAAGCGGCGGUCUACUUGAAGGACCCGCACAGGGUCAACAAGAUCGAGUACCAACUCUCGCCGAUCGUCAAGAAAGAGACGGGAGGAUCGACGAGUUCUAGUCAGAUCGUUAACAUAUCCGACCCGGAACUGGCGAACAUUAUCCCCGGACAGGCUACCAGCUCCCCGAUCGUGCAGAACGCGAGCACCACGCCCACCUCGUCCCUGACCGCCCCACCGGAGCCCCGUUUCGGCUACAACGACAUCCAGAUCAACGGAAUGGGCGCGUUCCAGGUGCACACGGUGAUAUCGCCGUCGAUUUUGCUUUUCCAGACGCAGCCCCAGCUGAAGCCGCUGGUCAGGACGGCUAUCGAACGCGCCGUUCAAGAGUGGAUCGCACCAGUCGUCGACAGGUCGAUAAAGAUCGCCCUGCAGACCUGCGAGCAAAUUAUCAGGAAGGAUUUCGCCUUGGAAUCGGACGAGGACAGGAUGCGGAUGGCCGCCCAUUAUAUGGUUCGUAACUUGACCGCAGGCAUGGCGAUGAUCACGUGCCGCGAUCAGCUUCUAACCGCCAUCAGUACCCACCUGAAACAGGCUUUGAACGCGAACUUGGUCACGCCCAGCGGACAACAGAAAGACAUGAUCGAACAGGCCGCCAAUAUCGUGGCCACCGAUAACAUGGAGCUCGCGUGCUGCUUCAUACAGAAAACCGCGGUGGAAAAAGCGAUACCGGAGAUCGACAAACGAUUGAUAAGCGAAUACGAGCUGCGCAGGAUGGCGAGAAAGGAGGGCCGGUGUUACUGCGACGCGAUCGCUCUCACUUAUCAAGUCGAACGUAUGCCGGAACCGAUCCGACUGAAAGUGGGCGGACUGACGUCCACCCAGAUGGCGGUUUACGAGGAAUUCGCCCGGAACAUACCCGGAUUUUUACCGAACGAACGUGACGCGUCCCUAUUGAUGCAGAAAACUGCGAUGACGCCGCUCGAACCGCAGCCCCACCCGGCCACGCCUUUCCCCCCCGUCGCUCAGACGACGUUGCCGAGCGACGAUAUGACGCUGCUGUUCGAGAAGCUGACGGCGGAGGUGGAGCAGUUUAUCCAGCUGACCGGGCAACAGGCGCAGUACCUGCACAUGAACAACAACAUGGUCGUCAUACGGGACUGUUUCGUGCACUUUUUGAGGAACCGAGACGUCACGCCUCCGCAGGCGAUCGUGCAGAAGUGCGUCGAAAGCUUGCAGGAUUGCCUCGUGCCGACGUUGAACGACACCGAUCCCGUCGUGCUCCGUUUCAAAGAGGUGAUCGUCCGGAUAUUGAAGACUAUGCAAGACCAUCGGAUUUUCGGGCAACAGUGGACCAACAAAUUCACGACACGUUACCUUACGGACUGUCGGGACGAACAACAGCGCUACAACAUCGACGCGGUCGAUACCCUGAUUAAAUCGGGCCUGGUCAACGUGCCCCAGUACGAUAUGGCGCUCGCGCAGUGCCUCGAGAACGGUCUCAACUAUAUGGGCGUCAGUUUUGCCAUGCAAUUGGUCGAACAUUACUUGAUCAACGAUCGAUCGGGAAGUUUUAUCUCGGAGAGCGACCUGUGCAAUACGAUCGAGAUAUUGGCGAAGAUCCAGACGCACACGCGUCCCCCGCCCGAAGGUCUGGGCAACAUGAUGGACAUACUACGUCAGAACCACGACUCGUCGGUUUUCGGGGAACGCGCACCGAUGGGACCCACGGUCCACAUACACAACGGCAUUUUGCAGGUGAGAGCGCCGAAUUUCGAGGAUCCGCCAGGCCUGGUCGAAAAAACAGACUACCUGCUGCGCGACUGGAUCGGCAUUUACAAUUCUCAGCACCAGGGUCGCGACUCGACCAAAGCGUUUAGCAUGUUCGUGCACCAGAUGAACGUCCACGGCAUAUUGAAAACCGACGACCUGAUCACGCGAUUCUUUCGUCUAUCCACUCAGCUCUGCGUCGAGACCGUCUACAGGGCGUUGCAGGACAAAUCGAACCCGAACAUGAACCUGAUCAGGCCCAAGUGUUACCACACAUUGGACGCGUUCGUGCGCUUGGUCGCGUUGCUUGUGAAGCAUUCGGGCGACGCGAACAACACAACCACCAAGAUCCACCUGCUCAACAAGGUGCUCGGUAUAGUCGCGGGAUGCCUGCUGCAAGACCACGAUACCAGGACGAUCGAGUUUCACCAAAUGCCCUACCAGCGCAUAUUCACCAUGUUGUUCCUGGAGUUGAACGCCCCCGAGCCGGUUUUGGAAGCGAUCAACAUGCACGUGCUGACUGCUUACUGCCACACGCUUCACAUCCUGCGGCCGUCGAAGGCGGCGGGAUUCUGCUACGCGUGGCUCGAGCUCGUCUCGCACCGCGUCUUCAUGGGUCGCAUGCUGGCCAGCGCUCCGCAACAAAAAUGCUGGCCCCUUUACGCUCAGCUCCUCGUCGACCUCUUCAAAUAUCUCGCCCCGUUUCUACGGAACGCGGAACUCGCGAAACCCGUGACAUAUUUGUACAAGGGCACGUUACGGGUGCUGCUGGUGCUGCUCCACGAUUUUCCCGAAUUCCUCUGCGACUACCAUUACGGUUUCUGCGACGUCAUACCGCCGAACUGCAUCCAGAUGCGGAACCUGAUCCUGUCGGCGUUCCCGCGGAACAUGAGGCUGCCCGAUCCGUUCACUCCCAACCUGAAGGUCGACAUGCUCCCGGAGAUCGCUUACGGGCCGCGCAUCCUCACCAACAUAUCGGUCAUCAUCACUCCCGCCCAAUUCAAGAAGGACCUCGACUCGUACCUGAAGGCCCGCGCACCCGUCAUGUUUUUGUCCGAGCUCAGGAGCAAUCUGCAAAUAUCGAACGAGCCCGGGGUCCGGUACAACAUACAACUGAUGAACGCGCUCGUAUUGUACGUCGGCACCCAGGCGAUCGCCUAUAUCCGCAACAAGGGCCACACCCCCAGCAUGUCGACGAUCGCCCACAGCGCCCACAUGGACAUAUUUCAAAAUUUGGCCGUCGAUCUCGACACGGAGGGCAGGUACCUGUUCCUGAACGCCAUAGCGAACCAGCUACGGUACCCCAACAGCCACACCCACUAUUUCUCGUGCACGUUGCUGUAUCUGUUCGCGGAGGCGAACACGGAAGCGAUCCAGGAACAGAUCACGCGGGUGCUGCUCGAACGAUUGAUAGUCAACAGGCCCCACCCGUGGGGUCUACUGAUCACGUUCAUCGAGCUCAUCAAGAACCCCAACUACAAGUUUUGGCAGCACGAGUUCGUGCACUGCGCGCCCGAAAUUGAAAAUUGCAUGCUGUUUGUCAGUAUCAUGUACGAGUCAUUGUUACUGUACAACUUCAUCCGUCAGAAAGCGUCGGAGUCCCGUUUAGAAAUACUUGAAAAUAAAGGGCAACCCGCAGGAUGAGAGAGGUUAUUCGAAUCGGUCGCAAGGUCGUGUUUCGUCAAGACUACAGUCCAACUCCAACAGGAAGGGACCGAGAUCCAAGAAUGAUAAUCAAAGCAAAACCCUUUGUGAUCUGUAUAUAUAAAGCUUACUUUAUAUUCGCG
Molecule: messenger RNA, 7528 nt
Organism: Cylas formicarius (sweet potato weevil)
Lineage: Eukaryota; Metazoa; Arthropoda; Insecta; Coleoptera; Brentidae
Gene: Not1
Product: CCR4-NOT transcription complex subunit 1
Exons: 14
Coding region: 222-7385 (2387 amino acids)
Biological process (GO): nuclear-transcribed mRNA catabolic process, deadenylation-dependent decay
Cellular component (GO): CCR4-NOT core complex; P-body
Molecular function (GO): molecular adaptor activity
Source: RefSeq, a predicted model, not a curated record